AGAGCCCGGCCCACGAUGAACAAGCUGCCCUUCCACAACAACCGAGUCAUGCAGGACCGCCGCAGCGUGUGCAUCUUCCUCCCCAACGACGACUCCCUCAACAUCAUCAUCAACGUGAAGAUCUUGUGCCACGAGCUGCUCGUGCAGGUGUGCGACCUCCUGAGGCUGAAGGACUGCCACCUCUUCGGGCUCAGCGUCAUCCAGAACAAUGAGCACGUCUACAUGGACCUGGCCCAGAAACUCUACAAAUACUGCCCCAAGGAGUGGAAGAAGGAGGCCAGCAAGGGGAUCGACCAGUUCGGCCCCCCCAUGAUCAUCCACUUCCGAGUGCAGUACUACGUGGAGAAUGGCCGGCUGAUAAGCGACCGGACGGCGCGGUACUACUACUACUGGCACCUGCGGAAGCAGGUGCUGCACUCGCAGUGCGUGCUGCGCGAGGAAGCCUAUUUCCUGCUCACCGCCUUCGCCCUGCAGGCUGACCUGGGGGAUUUCAAACGCAGCAAGCACUACGGGAAGUACUUCGAGCCCGAAGCCUAUUUCCCUGCCUGGGUCGUGGCCAAAAGGGGCCGGGAUUACAUCCUGAAGCACGUCCCCAACAUGCACAAGGACCAGUUCGCUCUGACGGCCUCCGAGGCCCACCUCAAGUACAUCAAGGAGGCCGUGCGCCUGGACGACGUGGCCGUGCACUACUACAGGCUCUACAAGGACAAGAGGGAGGUGGAAGCCUCCCUGACGCUGGGGCUGACCACGCGGGGCAUUCAGAUCUUCCAGAACCUCGACGAGGAAAAGCAGCUGCUCUACGACUUCCCCUGGACAAACGUGGGCAAAUUGGUGUUCGUGGGCAAGAAGUUCGAGAUCCUUCCCGACGGGCUGCCCUCGGCCAGGAAACUCAUUUACUACACGGGCUGCCCGCUGCGCUCCCGUCACCUCCUGCAGCUGCUCAGCAGCAGCCACCGGCUCUACAUGAACCUGCAGCCCGUGCUGCGCCAGGUCCGCAAGCUGGAGGAGAACGAGGAGAAGAAGCAGUACCGCGAGUCCUACAUCAGCGACACCUUGGACCUGGACAUGGAGCAGCUGGAGAAGCGCUCGCGGGCCAGCGGCAGCAGCGCCGGCAGCCUCCGGCAACGCCUGUCGCGGCACUCCACGGCCAGCCACAGCAGCUCCCACACCUCGGGCAUCGAGACCGACCCCAAACCCCGCGAAACGGGGCCCGAGGAGCCCGGCGUCCACCGCAAACUCAACUGCAGCUCCAUGACCAGCCACGGCAGCUCCCACACCUCCGGCGUGGAGAGCGGGGGCAAGGACCGGCUGGAGGAGGACUCCCAGGAUGAGGGUGAGAGACCCAGGACCUCAUCGGAGAUGCUGGUGGACGACCCCCGGGAGCUGGAGCAGGCGGGGGAGCUGGCGCUGGAGGUGAGCCCCGAGAUGUGCGUCUACAUCACCGAGGACAUGCUGCUGUCACGGAAAUUCAACGGGCACUCAGGGCUGAUCGUAAAGGAGCUCAGCUCCUCCACCUCCAGCUCCUCGGAGACGGUGGUGAAGCUGCGGGGGCAGAGCACGGACUCCUUACCCCAGACGGCGUGCAGGAAACCCAAAACCUCGACGGACCGGCACAGCCUGAGCCUGGACGACAUCAGGCUCUACCAGAAGGACUUCUUGCAGCUGGCCGACCUGUGCCAGGACACGGCGCAGAGCUACACCUUCGGCUGCGCCCACGGCUUGGCCGAGGACGGCCUCUACUGCCACGGCUGCCUGGCCCAGCAGUGCCUCAACAUCCAGGAGGGCUUCCCCGUCAAACGAACCAGCAAAUACUUCUCGCUGGACCUGACCCACGACGAGGUCCCGGAGUUUGUCGUCUGAGCGCGGAGAGGCCGGGACUGGCUGCUGUGUGUGUGUGUCCCCCCCCAAGUCCCCGGCAGCCUUUUGCCUUUGGGAAUGGUUUGUGCAGAGCACAAAGUCCUGGUUCGCCUCGGAGGAGCACAGCUCGCUUGGCCAGCCCCCGUUUUUUCCUC
Molecule: messenger RNA, 2012 nt
Organism: Anas platyrhynchos (mallard)
Lineage: Eukaryota; Metazoa; Chordata; Aves; Anseriformes; Anatidae
Source: RefSeq, a predicted model, not a curated record